AGACCAGGAGGGAAGAAUCAUAGAAUUUCCGGAUUCCAAGUCUGCCCAUGAGUAAACCCAAAUGCACAAUGGGACUGAUGUCUUCCAUGGUGGCUCCGGCUAAGGAGCCCAACGCCAUGGGCCCGAAGGAAAUGGAGCUCAUUCUGGUCAAGGAGCAAAAUGGAGUGCAGCUCACCAACUCCACCCUCAUCAACCGGGCACAGACCCCUGUGCAGCCCCAAGAACGGGAGACCUGGGGCAAGAAAAUCGACUUUCUCCUCUCUGUGAUCGGCUUUGCAGUGGACCUGGCCAACGUCUGGCGGUUUCCUUACCUUUGCUACAAAAAUGGCGGUGGUGCCUUCCUGGUCCCCUACCUGUUCUUCAUGGUCAUCGCCGGGAUGCCACUCUUCUACAUGGAGCUGGCCCUUGGGCAGUUCAACAGGGAAGGGGCUGCCGGGGUCUGGAAAAUCUGCCCGAUUCUGAAAGGUGUGGGCUUCACGGUCAUCCUUAUCUCGCUCUACGUCGGCUUCUUCUAUAAUGUCAUCAUUGCCUGGGCGCUGCACUACUUCUUCUCGUCCUUCACCAUGGAGCUGCCGUGGAUUCACUGCAACAACACCUGGAACAGCCCCAACUGCUCAGACGCCCACUCCGGCAACUCCAGCGACAGCUUGGGCUUCAACGACACCUUCAGGACCACACCUGCAGCAGAGUACUUUGAGCGUGGCGUGUUGCACCUCCACCAGAGCCGCGGCAUCGGCGACCUGGGCGCUCCCCGGUGGCAGCUCACGUUCUGCCUGGUGCUGGUCAUUGUGCUGCUCUACUUCAGCUUGUGGAAGGGAGUGAAGACUUCCGGGAAGGUCGUGUGGAUCACAGCCACCAUGCCGUACGUGGUCCUCACCGCCCUGCUUCUGCGUGGGGUCACCCUUCCUGGAGCCAUCGAUGGCAUCCGAGCGUACCUGAGUGUUGACUUCUACCGGCUUUGUGAAGCAUCUGUUUGGAUAGAUGCUGCCACCCAGAUAUGCUUCUCUCUGGGCGUCGGGUUUGGGGUGCUGAUCGCCUUCUCCAGUUACAAUAAAUUCACCAAUAACUGCUAUAGAGACGCAAUCAUCACCACCUCGGUCAACUCCCUGACGAGCUUCUUCUCUGGCUUUGUCAUCUUCUCCUUCCUGGGGUACAUGGCGCAGAAGCACAGUGUGCCCAUCGGGGACGUGGCCAAGGACGGGCCUGGGCUGAUCUUCAUCAUCUACCCUGAAGCCAUCGCCACGCUGCCCCUGUCGUCGGCCUGGGCCGUGGUCUUCUUCGUCAUGCUGCUCACACUGGGCAUCGACAGCGCCAUGGGCGGGAUGGAGUCGGUCAUCACUGGACUCAUCGAUGAGUUCCAGCUGCUGCGCCGGCACCGUGAACUCUUCACCCUCUUCAUCGUCCUGGCGACCUUUCUCCUCUCCCUCUUCUGUGUCACCAACGGCGGCAUCUAUGUCUUCACACUGCUAGAUCACUUUGCAGCCGGCACAUCCAUCCUCUUUGGGGUGCUCAUUGAAGCCAUCGGGGUGGCCUGGUUCUAUGGCGUCGGGCAGUUCAGUGAUGACAUCAAGCAGAUGAUUGGACGGCGGCCCGGCCUGUACUGGCGUCUGUGCUGGAAGUUCGUCAGCCCCUGCUUCCUCCUGUUUGUGGUCGUGGUCAGCAUUGUGACCUUCAGGCCCCCGCACUACGGAACCUACAUCUUCCCCGACUGGGCUAAUGUGCUGGGCUGGGUCAUCGCCACGUCCUCCAUGUCCAUGGUGCCCAUCUACGCCACCUAUAAGUUCUGCAGCUUGCCCGGGUCCUUUCGAGAGAAAUUGGCCUACGCCAUCACGCCCGAGAAGGAACAUGAGCUGGUGGACAGCGGGGAAGUCCGCCAAUUCACGCUCCGCCACUGGCUGAUGGUGUAG
Messenger RNA from Trichechus manatus latirostris (Florida manatee), 1907 nucleotides. It is a transcript of the gene SLC6A3, whose product is annotated as solute carrier family 6 member 3. Gene Ontology annotation, molecular function: dopamine:sodium symporter activity; norepinephrine:sodium symporter activity. Gene Ontology annotation, biological process: sodium ion transmembrane transport; dopamine uptake involved in synaptic transmission. Gene Ontology annotation, cellular component: neuronal cell body membrane; plasma membrane; neuron projection. The transcript has 14 exons. NCBI's taxonomy places the organism in Eukaryota, Metazoa, Chordata, Mammalia, Sirenia, Trichechidae. The coding region runs from base 48 to 1907 and encodes 619 amino acids. The record is from RefSeq and is a predicted model, not a curated record.